Momordica charantia (bitter melon) is the source of this 582-nucleotide messenger RNA. Lineage: Eukaryota; Viridiplantae; Streptophyta; Magnoliopsida; Cucurbitales; Cucurbitaceae. The record is from RefSeq and is a predicted model, not a curated record.
AUGGCUACGCCUGUGGAUAUCUCACGAGAGGCUGUGAUAAAGAAGAAUAACCGUAAGAAGCUCAGAGCACGACGUAGGGCCCGUUGUGGGCGUGGAGCAGGUGGGUCUUUUAAUGGUGGAAGAGUAGUGAUAGGGUCGGUUCGUAAUCUCAACAUAAAUGCACGACCAUCUGCUUGCUCAAUUAGCUUUAAACUGUCGAUAUUUAAUCCCCCACGCAGAAUGAAGAAUGUUCAAUGGCAGCAUGAUUUACUUGAAGACAGUCUUAGAGCUUCAGGGAUUUCUGGAAUUGAAAUUGGCACAAAGUUGUACGUUUCCGACUUGAAUUUUGGGGUGACCAAAGAAGACAUAAUGGAGUUGUUCUCUGCUGUUGGAGACCUGAAAAGAUUUGCAAUUCAUUAUGACAAAAAUGGCCGUCCAUGUGGCUUGGCAGAGGUGGUAUAUACUCGUAGAAGUGAUGCAUUUGCUGCUCAGAAGCGCUAUAACAAUGUGUUACUGGAUGGGAAGCCAUUGAAGAUUGAAAUUCUUGGUAACAACUAUCACGUGCCAGUUUCUGAACGUAUAAACGUCACUGGACUGUUCUAA